Molecule: messenger RNA, 1275 nt
Organism: Linum trigynum
Lineage: Eukaryota; Viridiplantae; Streptophyta; Magnoliopsida; Malpighiales; Linaceae
Source: the annotation of a GenBank genome assembly
AUGAAGAGAAACCACCACGCCUCCUACAACUCGACGGAUCGGAAAUGGGUAAUGCCACUGACCGUGCUCGGAGUUCUCUGCUGCCUUUUUCUGAUAACUGUCCGCCGCGCCAAGUACCCGGCCGCGGGGAAGGCAGGUUUCACGUCCUCCACCUCCUCCGGUAAGUGGGAAUCCAGAUUCUCCGGCGGCGGUUUCGAGGACCCAUUGAAGCUGCCGAAGCUGCCCAGAUUCGCCUACUUGAUAUCCGGGACGAAAGGGGAAGUUCCGCAGGUGAAACGUCUUCUUCAGGCGCUGUAUCACCCGAGGAAUUACUACUUGCUUCAUCUCGAUCUGGAAGCUUCCGACGCCGAGAGGCUUGAGCUGGCUAAGUAUGUGAAAUCGGAGAAUUCGGUGCUUAGAACGAUUGGGAAUGUGAUGGUGAUUGGGAAGGCGGAUUUGGUUACUUACAGAGGGCCAACGAUGAUCGCCAGUACGCUCCAUGGGAUUGCCGUUUUGUUGAAGCUGGCUGGGGAUUGGGAUUGGUUUGUCAAUCUCAGCUCCUCCGAUUAUCCUUUAAUGCCUCAAGAUGAUAUCUUGCACAUCUUCUCUUAUUUGCCGAGAGACUUGAAUUUUAUGGAGCACACAAGCAGCAUCGGCUGGAAAGAGUUCCAGCGAGCACGGCCUAUAAUCAUAGAUCCAGGCUUGUAUCAUUCGAAGAAAUCGGGUGUAUUUUCUGCCAAAGAGAAGAGAUCAAUGCCUGCUUCGUUCAAAUUAUUUACAGGUUCAGAAUGGGUGGUGCUAACGAGGGCGUUUCUAGAAUUCUGUGUUUGGGGAUGGGACAAUCUCCCCCGUACAGUCUUGAUGUACUACACGAACUUCCUGGCAUCCCAAGAGGGUUACUUCCAUACCGUGGUCUGUAACCACAAGGACUACCAGAACACCACAGUCAACCACGACCUGCAUUACCUAACAUGGGACAACCCUCCUAAGCAAAACCCGGUAUCUCUAACCACGGAGCACUUCCAGGACAUGGUGGCAAGUGGUGCACCUUUUGCCCGUCGGUUUGAGAAGGGCGAUCAUGUCUUGGACAGAAUCGAUGCUGAACUUUUGAAGAGAUCUGCAAAUGGUUUCACUCCUGGGAGUUGGUGUUUGGGGAAUCCGGGCCCUGUUAAAGAUCCUUGUGUUGUACAUGGGAGUUCGGAUGUUGUUAAACCGAGCAUAAGUUCUAAGCGGCUGGAGAAAUUAGUACUAAAACUUCUUGAUUCUGAAAGUUUCAGAUCCAAACAGUGUAUAUAA